Molecule: messenger RNA, 1661 nt
Organism: Malania oleifera
Lineage: Eukaryota; Viridiplantae; Streptophyta; Magnoliopsida; Santalales; Ximeniaceae
Product: 5-amino-6-(5-phospho-D-ribitylamino)uracil phosphatase, chloroplastic
Exons: 1
Coding region: 271-1419 (382 amino acids)
Source: RefSeq, a predicted model, not a curated record
AAAAAAACGAGAUGGGUUCUCUCGACCAAUUUUAGAUUGUGGGAAUAUAUUGCUGUGUGGAUUGGGGAUUCUUCCGUGAAGUGUUGAAUUGCGAUUGAGAAUCCCCAAUUAGGUAGGUUUUGUUGGAUUUGAUUGAAGUAGUCUGAAUUGGGCUGAUUUUUUUUAGUUUAAAUCAACAAGAGCUGAAAAGGGUUUGUGACAUAACGGAAAUUUGUGAAGCUAAGAUUCUUGGAAGGAUUUAGCCAUUUUGUAUUGCGGAAGUAAGAAAAAAUGGUGGAUUCAAUUGCUGCAACAUCUCUUCUAGGGCAUAGACCUUUCUGCGGAGUUUCUCCUAUUAAGGAUGUCUCAGCCAGACGGAGACUCUCCGGCUCGUGUCGGGGACCGUCGAUGGAAUUCCUUGGUCGGAAGUUCACCAUCACUUCCCCUUCUUUUCCAGGAUGGGGAGGUGAUGGUUCCACGGUUUCUUCAAUUAAGGCACUGGCAAUGGAGCUCACAAAAGAAGCAUGUGCAUAUAGAGAAGAGAGAAUACGUCAGGAUUUGAGAUAUGGGUUCGAUACUGUUAUUGAUAGGAAACCAGGGUUGUGGCCGCCUGAGAAUAAGGCAGAUAACCCUUCGCUGCACAAUCCCCUGCUUCGGCAAGAAAGGAUGGGUUGUGGGUGGCUGGGCGCCAUAUUCGAGUGGGAAGGAGUUAUAAUUGAAGACAAUCCUGAUCUUGGAAAGCAAGCUUGGUUGGCUUUAUCCCGAGAAGAAGGAAGGUCUCCUCCCCCGGCUUUCAUCCUUGGAAGAAUAGAGGGGAUGAAGAAUGAACAAGCAAUAUCCGAAGUCCUGUGCUGGUCGAGAGACCCAGCGCAGCUGAAGAGAAUGGCUUCUAGAAGGGAGGAGAUUUACCAAGCUUUGCAGGGUGGGAUAUACAGAUUACGAAAUGGGUCUCAAGAGUUUGUCAACGUUUUGAUGAAUUACAAUAUACCAGUGGCAUUGGUUUCAACCCGUCCGAGAAAAACACUUGAAACAGCCAUCGGACUGAUCGGGAUUGAAGGGUUCUUCAGUGCAAUUGUUGCAGCAGAGGAUGUUUACAGGGGGAAGCCAGAUCCGGAGAUGUUUGUGUAUGCAGCACAACUUCUAAAUUUCAUACCAGACAGAUGUAUUGUGUUUGGGAACUCAAAUCAAACAGUGGAGGCUGCCCAUGAUGCUGGUAUGAAGUGUGUCGCUGUUGCUAGCAAGCAUCCUGUCUACGAGCUCAGGGCUGCAGACUUGGUGGUGAGCCACCUAGAUGAGCUUUCAGUGGUUGAUCUGAAGAACCUUGCUGACGUUGAAUCAUCUGAAUUUGGGUCUGGAGAGCCAGAGUUGGAUAUGGAGGAGGAAGAAGAGAAUGAUCCUUACCCAUCCAGAUCAGCACUAGGGGAUGAUAGUUUCUGGUAACCCCUUAAAAAUGUACAGUUCCAUUAUGCUUCAUCUUAUUGGUCUUACUGUGUAUAAGUAAAUAAGAGAAAGAAAACAGCAAAAACACACUAAAAAGGAGGUCUAUAUUGGGCUGCCUUGAUGUUUAUUGUCUGUAUUGUCUAUACAAUUUAUGCAUAUGUAUGGUACUUCCAGUGCAUAAUGGUAUUUCUGUGUGUGUUGCGCGUAUAGCUUUUAAUAUAAUAUCAUAAUUUCAGAUGAAA